GCCACUCUUUCUGAAAAACAUGAAGAACCUCAAGCUCUACUUAGAGGUUCCUCUCUAUCUCCAACUAAACUCCGACGCCGAUGAAACCCUGCGCUUCUCCGCCUUCGACAUCGAGCGCAACCGCCUCUUCUUCUUCUCUUCCCACAACAUCAUCUACACCUCUCACCUCUCCUGCUUCCAUGAAAAAGGAACUUGGAGCAAGAGUUCUUUACCUGCGGAUGGUGUUGGCACUGUUGACCUGGAACCUGAUGAUUCGGUUACUUCAUUUGAUUAUCUUAUGGAGAAAGAAGCGCUUAUUCUGGGAACUGCAAAUGGCCUUUUGAUUCUCUACAGCGUCGAAGAUAAUGCGAUUGAAGUUGUUGGGAACGUGGAGGGUGGUGUCAGGUGCAUUUCGCCAAGUCCUGAUGGGGAACUCAUUGCUAUACUCACUGGUUUUGGGCAGAUUUUGGUGAUGACUUGUGAUUGGGAUUUGUUGUAUGAAACCCCGCUUGGUGAUGAUCUUCCUGAAGCCAUUGACGUAAGUGAAGAAAAGUUUCUGUCGAAUCUGUUUGAACAGCAUCCUAUCUCUUGGCGAGGAGAUGGAAAAUACUUCGCUGCGAUGUGUGAUGUGCUAAGUUCUGAUCCAUUGCUUAAGAAGCUUAAGGUUUGGGAACGAGAUUCUGGGGCUUUGCUUGCUUCCUCUGAGGCAAAACCUUUUGCUGGGACCGUUUUGGAGUGGAUGCCCAGUGGCGCUAAAAUUGCUGCAGUUUAUGAUAGAAAAGAUGAAAAUAAAUGUCCCUCAAUUGUUUUCUUUGAGAGAAAUGGAUUAGAAAGAAGCAAAUUUAGCAUCAAUGAGGGAGUUAACGCAAACAUAAAAGCUCUGAAGUGGAAUUGCAGCUCUGAUCUUCUUGCGGGUGUUGUUGAAUGUGAAAAUUAUGAUGCUAUAAAAGUAUGGUAUUUUAGUAAUAACCACUGGUACCUGAAGCAUGAAGUUAGAUACCUGAAGCAAGAUGAAGUGAGUUUCAUCUGGGAUCCAGCAAAGCCAUUGCAGUUAAUUUGUUGGACACGUGGUGCUCAGGUCACAGUUUACAACUUUGUCUGGGUCACAGCUGUUACAGAGAAUUCUAUUGCACUAGUUGUUGAUGGCUCUAACAUUCAUGUAACCCCCCUUUCCUUAUCCUUAAUGCCACCUCCUAUGUAUUUAUUUAGCCUGAAAUUUUCUUCUCAUGUCCGGGGUAUGGCUUUAUAUUGCAAAAACUCCAAGAACCAGUUAGCUGCAUUUCUUUCAGAUGGUUGCUUAUGUAUUGUUGAGUUUCCAUCAAUUGAAACCUGGGAAGAACUGGAGGGGAAAGAAUUCAAUGUUGAAGCUUCUCAUGCCGAAGUAGUUUUUGGAUCCAAUUUACAUCUUGUGUGGCUGGAUUCACGUACACUACUAGCUGUUUCUCAUUAUGGUUUCUGUUACAGUAAUGACUUAUCUCAAACCUCAUUGAGUGAGGGAAGUGUCCGAGGCUUCUAUUUGCAGGAAAUGGAACUAGAGUGUUCUGAGGAUCAUGUUCCGGGAUUAUUGACGUGCUCAGGCUGGCAUGCAAGAAUCUCAAAGCAAAGUUCCCUUGAAGAUCAAGUGAUCAGCAUUGCUCCAAAUCCUGCUGGUAAAUGUUCUGCAUAUAUGCAGUUUUCUGGUGGAAAGAUCAGAGAGUAUGUCUCAAAAAUUGGCUUUAAUAGAGGAUAUCCUGAGCAAGAAUAUCAAGAUUUUUCAUCGGCUUGCCCAUGGAUGAGUGUAGUGCUAGUUGACAGUGGUGGGCAAUCAAAACCCGUGCUUUUUGGGAUGGAUGAGAUUGGCAGACUGCAAGCAAAUGGCGGGAUAAUCUGUAGCAACUGUAGCAGUUUCUCAUUUUACUCAAAUUUGGAUGAUCUAGUUACCACACAUUUAGUUCUUGCAACUAAACAAGAUUUGCUUUUUAUUGUUGACAUUUCUGAUAUAUUUAAUGGUGAGUUAGAUACAAAGUAUGCGAACUUUGUUCACAUCAACAGCAGGAGAAGACAAGAAAGUGAAAACUACAUAAAUAUAUGGGAGAGAGGUGCUAAAAUUGUUGGAGUCCUACAUGGGGAUGAAGCUGCCAUUAUACUGCAAACUACUCGGGGAAACCUAGAGUGCACGUACCCUAGAAAAUUGGUUUUGGCCUCUAUCAUCAAUGCCUUAGUUCAAAAGCGCUUUAAAGAUGCAUUAUUUAUGGUUAGGCGACAUAGAAUAGAUUUCAAUGUUAUUGUAGAUUACUGUGGUUGGCAGGCAUUUUCACUAUUGGCCUCUGAAUUUGUUAGACAGGUUAACAAUCUGGGUUACAUAACCGAGUUUGUUUGUUCCAUAAAGAAUGAAAAUAUUAUAGAGAAACUCUACAAAAAUCAUAUUUCAGUCCCCUGUCCAGAGAUUGCUAAUGUUAUGCUAGUUGGAGAUAUCGCUGGUGACAAGAUUUCUUCUGUUCUGAUGGCUGUAAGGAAAGCACUUGAGGAUCACUUGACAGAAAGUCCAAGUAGGGAGCUUUGCAUUUUGACCACUCUAGCCCGGAGUGAUCCUCCGUUACUUGAAGAUGCUCUUAAGAGAAUAAAAGUCAUCCGUGAAAUGGAAUUGUCUCAUGCUGAUGACCAGAGGAGAAUGUCUUACCCUUCUGCUGAAGAAGCAUUGAAGCAUCUUCUGUGGUUGGCUGAUCCAGAUGCUGUCUAUGAAUCUGCAUUGGGUCUGUAUGAUUUAAAUCUUGCAGCAAUUGUGGCAUUGAAUGCUCAGAAAGAUCCUAAAGAAUUUUUGCCUUUCUUACAAGAAUUGCAGCGUAUGCCUACUCUGUUAAUGCAAUAUAAUAUUGACCUGAAGCUGAAAAGGUUUGAAAAGGCUCUCAGACAUCUUGCAUCCGCUGGAGAUUCUUAUUAUGAUGAUUGUAUGGCACUUGUGAAGAAAAACCCUCAACUUUUUCCAUUGUCUCUUAAACUUUUUACUGACCCUGCAAAGAAGAUGCCCUUCCUUGAGGCAUGGGGAGAUUAUCUUAGUGACGAAAAGUGCUUUGAAGAUGCUGCAACAAUUUAUUUGUCAUGUUCCUGCCUGGAUAAGGCUCUGAAGUCUUAUCGUGCUAUUAAUAACUGGAGUGGGGUGCUUACAAUUGCUGGGUUCCUUAAUCUUGGAAAAGAUGAGGUCCUGCAUCUUGCUAGUGAGCUUUGUGAAGAACUUCAAGCCCUUGGUAAACCUGGGGAAGCUGCCAAAAUUGCCCUGGAGUACUGUGGAGAUAUUAGCAAUGGGGUGAAUUUGCUGAUUUCUGCAAGGGAGUGGGAGGAGGCACUGAGGGUUGCUUUUAUGCAUAGAAGAGAUGACUUAAUUAAAGCAGUGAACAACGCAUCUGCGGAAUGUGCAAGCACACUUAUUGGGGAAUAUGAAGAAGGCAUAGAGAAAGCAGGGAAAUACUUGGCCCGUUACUUGGCUGUUCGACAGAGAAGAUUACUUCUGGCGGCAAAGCUCCAGUCAGAGGAACGUGCAGCGAGUGAUAUUGAUGAUGAUGCUGCUUCAGAAACUAGCAGUAAUUUGAGUGGAAUGAGUGCAUACACCACAGGGACCCAGAGAAGUUCUGCUGCUUCCCUUAGCUCAACUGCAACUAGCAAGGCAAGAAACAGCAGACGUCAGAAGAAAAGAGGGAAAAUCCGUCCUGGGAGUCCUGAUGAGGAGAUGGCCUUGGUGGAGCAUCUUAAAGGCAUGUCCUUGACACCGGAAGCCAGACGCGAGCUGAAAUCUUUGUUGGUUUCCCUUAUGAUGUUGGGUGAGGGCGAAACAGCUAGGAAGCUACAACAUGUGGCGGAGAACUUUCAACUUUCUCAAAUAGCAGCUGUUAGAUUAGCUGAAGAAACAAUGUCUAAUGAUAUCAUAAAUGAGCAGGCACAUACCUUGGAGCAAUACAGUCGAAAAGUUCGGAGCCAUAUGCACGAUUCGGAGGCAUUCUCCUGGCGACUUAAAGUUUUUAUAUCCUUCGAGUGAGGGUAGCAAAGUUACAUAAGAUAGUAUCUUAUGUUGGAUGUAUCUUCAUACAGUUUUUGUGAUGUUAGCAUUCAGAAUAUGAAUUUCUAAAUUCUAAGAUUUGAUUUUUCUAUUUAGGCAUCUAUGCCAACGCCAUGACUUAUUAUGCCUAAGUAGAGGUCGACUAUACGAACCAUUAACGAGUAGCUUGUUUCAUCUUUGUGUCC
Messenger RNA from Arachis ipaensis, 4194 nucleotides. RefSeq names its product IKI3 family protein (gene ABO1). Gene Ontology annotation, biological process: tRNA wobble base 5-methoxycarbonylmethyl-2-thiouridinylation. Gene Ontology annotation, molecular function: protein binding; tRNA binding. The record is from RefSeq and is a predicted model, not a curated record. Gene Ontology annotation, cellular component: elongator holoenzyme complex; cytosol. NCBI's taxonomy places the organism in Eukaryota, Viridiplantae, Streptophyta, Magnoliopsida, Fabales, Fabaceae.